This is a messenger RNA of Artibeus jamaicensis (Jamaican fruit-eating bat), 9113 nucleotides long. RefSeq names its product small integral membrane protein 7 (gene SMIM7). NCBI's taxonomy places the organism in Eukaryota, Metazoa, Chordata, Mammalia, Chiroptera, Phyllostomidae. Bases 64 to 291 code for a protein of 75 amino acids. The record is from RefSeq and is a predicted model, not a curated record. The transcript is spliced from 5 exons.
UUCAACUCCCCUUUCUUCUCGGAACUUCCGCUUCUGGUUCAAUCGGACGUUUCAGCUGUAACGAUGAUCGGAGACAUCCUGCUCUUCGGGACGCUUCUGAUGAACGCCGGAGCGGUGCUUAAUUUUAAGCUGAAAAAGAAGGACUCACAAGGCUUUGGGGAGGAAUCCAGGGAGCCUGGCACAGGUGACAACAUCCGGGAGUUCUUACUGAGCCUCAGGUACUUCCGAAUCUUCAUCGCCCUGUGGAAUGUUUUCAUGAUGUUCUGCAUGAUCGUGUUGUUUGGCUCCUGAGCUCCAGAUACGGAACUAAGAACACGCCUUCCUAGAUGCCGAGUCUCUUGUCAUUCCUGAUAACUUCAACAAUGUUUCUGACUGGAAAAUCAGGGACCCAGAAAGCCCAAGCUUGUGGUGGGUGGAAAAAAAUGUUCGCCAAGAUGCGCAUGGUUUCCCGGCCACAUCACUGUUUUUUCUGUAAAGUCAUUUUCACUUUGGUCUCUGCAUUGAAACACUGCCUACUUAAGGAGUCUCAGGAGGGAGUGAGGGGCUGUGAUAACAUUCCCCAUAGAAAAGGUAGUUUUGAUCAGAGUGGAUUCUCUCUUCCUCCAGGCUUUCAGUAGAAACACGUUUCUGGCUAUUUCUUGCUGUAUUUUUAAUAACCAUUGCUUUGGUUUGAAUUAAACAGAUUUUUAGAAAUCAUUUAUUUCUGAAGAUCUGAAGCAGAAAAGUUGGCUUUUAAGUUUGGUGGAGACUCUUUAUUUGACCCUGUUUGUGAAUAACAAAGUUUAUUGUUGAUAGGUCUGCAUCCAAGUUCCUUCUCUGUCACGUAAGUUCUACUUGGCCACUCAGCGUAGCUGUCACCCCAGGACUUUAAGAAGGAAGUAUUACUGUGUUCCCACGGAAAAGAGGUGUGGAACAGCUGGCAGGGGCAGACAAGUGUUUUAUGAGAAAUUUUGCUUAGUUUUGAAAGCACUCUGUUAAGGAGCCAUUAAUUGUACAAUUAAACUUUUUUUUAAAGAUUUUUUUGUUUUUAAAGAGAUGGGAAGUAAUGUGCAAGAGAAACAUCGGUCAGUUGAUUGCCUUGCAUGCCCCCAUCCAGGGACCUGGCCUGCAACCCAGGCAUGUGCCCUGACCAGGAAUUGAACCCGCGGCCCUCCAUUGUACAGGCUGGUGCUCAAUCCAAUGAGCCACACCAGCCAGGGCUGUACAGUUUUUAGAGUGAGAAUGAUUUAUGUGGUAAUAUUAGGACCUAGUUCUGAAAGCUUGAGGCUUUUGGGUUUGUUUUUUAAGUGGGGCAUUUCAAGGUUUAAAAAAUAAUGAGCCUCAGUUGAGCAUUUUGCACAGAAGCUUUGAAAGAGAGUCUGGUUUAAUUGCCAAAUUGAAAUGCUGGUGGUCAGCACCUGGAUCCCAUAGGUGUUUGAUUUGUCUGUUGUGGUUUUUGAAAUCCUGACUUGUAGGUAAACCUGGUGGGAGGAAAAAGCCAACAUGCAGGGUUUUAGAACUAAGUGAGCAUUGAGCGUUGAAAAUAAAGCUCAUUUUCCCAAAAGACCUUUUGUUUUACAUUUUCAACCAAGAAGUUGACUUUCAACUUGAGUAAUUUUGAUUAGGCUGUGUGAAACACCUAGGGUUCAUUUUGGAGGCUGCCCAAAAGGAACAAUGUUUCUUUUUGGAUUCUGCUCAAUGAAUGUUGGACAAAGAUGGACAAAUAAGAUUCUGACCUGGCUGCACCUAGAAUAGAAAGGGCCAUUGGUAAAGGUAGACUUCACUAGACUAGGAUCAAGUCUACUUGUACUACUGCUCGGCUAACGUCAUUGUACUUCAUUGCUUCUGUAGUUUAUUCCUUUUUCAAAUCUGUCCAGGCAUCUCCCCAUGGUUUGUAAGUAUCAGGGCGCAUAGCCUAAGUCUAGUUUUGCCUUGGCCUGAAUUCUUGGAGCAAGAAUGGACGUGCCAAGAUCGUGGCUGGUCAUUCUUCAAGAUGUGUGAAUGGUGUGAGGAAACCUCUGCCUCAUUCAGAUUCACACUGAGGUUUCAAUGAGGCAAGGCAUUUGUGUGUAAUGGGAAUGAAUUGUUCUCAGAGAAGACAAUGGAGUCAUUGAGAUUUUGUUUCAAUAAUUGUAUUUUUUCCCCAGAGAACUAUUAGCUCAUUGUUAAGUUCUCAUAAGCAGGGUGGCUUUGGGGAAUGCAUGUUGGAGCCUGCAGUACAUUUUGAAACCACAUAUCAUGAAUCCUUAGGAAGCUUUUCAGGAACACUUACUGGUACCCAAGUUUAUCAUAGGUUGAAUUUUGGGUGCAUAGGAUCCCACAGCAUUUAAGUGCUCAUGCUCAGGCUCAGUUAGAUAAGGGGUCAGAUUUCACCUCUGGUCCUUGUUGGAGGGACCUUGGCUAACUGCUUCCCCUCUCUAAGUCUCAGUUUUCAUAUCUCUAAAAUGGGCUUGAAAGUCACACUCACUUGGGUUUGUUACAAGGUUUGGCGAAUUUGAACUUGGGCCGGACUCUUGAGCAGAUGCCCAGCACUGGGUAAGCGCUCCAUACCUGAUACCUGUGGGUUUCCUCAUUGCCCCGUUUUCUCUCUUCUCACCCAGAUUCACUUGUUCAGUCCACACCUGCGCCAUGAAGGGGCGAUCACAACAAUUAAAAAAAUUGGAAACAAUUUCCAGCAUGGAAAAUCUUGACCCAUCUUCUCAUUCUCUAUACAGUGUUUUUCUUAUGCCGGUCGGUGUACACCACAUAGUUCCCAUAGUGGGGAAGGCAGUUCCGGCUUUGCUGCUUUCAUUGCAGUGUCACUUCCUUCUUAUUUUCUGGGCUGCCAGAAAGGCUUCAUGGUUCUCAUUUUUAAUGACUGUGCAGAGUCAAUAAAUCUCUCUUUAAGCUAGGCCUUCUCACUUGAUUCACUUGUACUUUGUCCACUGUUAUAAGUGUCACAGCUGUCACCAGUGGUAGGACCUUCACUGGCUUCCCUCACUGAUACUUCCAGGAGCACUCCAGUAGGUGACAUUAUUAUGUACCACCGAUAUGGCUUUAUGGCCUUCAUUUAUUUUAUUUUGUUUUAGUUUCUUAAUUAUCAGUGCAUGUUUAUUGUAGAAAAAUUAUAAUACAGCUUGUUUCUGUAUUUUUCCUAUAAUACCAUUCUUAAUAACUGCAGAUAAGCCAUUAUAAGGAUAUAUUAAUAAUUUAACCACCUAACUGAUGGAGACUUGAGUUGUCUCCAGUUUUGGUGUGUUAUAAAUAACACUGCAGUGAACAUCUCAGUGUAUAUUCCUAGUGGCUUUUUGAGGUCACUGUUAACAAGAGAUCCACCUUGACAACUUCAGGCUAAAAAUGCCAAAGAAAAAUGUAUCUUGGACAGCCUAUGUCCUUGUCUUUAUUUAUUGUCCAUUUGUUCAAUCAUUUAUUCCUUCCUACCUAUGUUUAUACAUACAUACCUACCAAAGGACUUGGUUCUAGAUUCCUAUCAGCUCGUCAAGGGUGGGUAUUAGGCAGCUUCAGUUUAGGGUGGGGAUUAGCUGCUUCAGUUUAACCUCUGAAUAAGGAAGUUUUCAGCUCCACCCAGAUAAACUAUUUGUGUAAGUGACAGCUGUUGACAUGCACCAGCUGGCUUUCUGGUCCAGAAGGAUCUUAACCACCAUCUAAAUAAUAAGCACCCACUACUUGCUCUGGAGUGUGUUACCUGAAGUUGCUGCUGAGGUGAGGGGCUGUACCUGGAGAACAAAGAGGAGCCCUCAGUUUGCAGCACCCACCCUGGCUGCAGACAUCAGGGUUCACAUUGAACAUUCCCCUUGGGGGUUCAUAUUGGAAACCUUUUGCUUCUUUCACCCAUGUCAUCUUGAGAAUGGAACACAUCCCUCUUUUGUGUGGGUUUCUCAUAGCACUUCAGUUCCAGCUGCUCUAGAGUAGAAACUGGAAACCAUUGAGGCAGCCUGCUUUGUAAAUAAAGUUUUAUUGGCACACAGCCAUCCAUGCCCCUUUGGGAAUGUGUUGUCUGUGGCUACUUUGGCUGCUUUUCUGCUAUAAGGGCAGAGUUGCUACUGGAGACCAUCUAGCCUGCAGAGCUGGAAGUAUGGCCUAUCUGACCCAUUUAUAAGACAAACUUGCCAGCCCCUUAGCCAAGGGAAUGAUGGAGAAUCUCAAGGUGCUCCAUUUCCCCAAAGCCACUCAGGUAGAAUAAUUUGUGUGCCUUGUGGCCCAGAUUUUAAUAAAGACAUUUGCAAACAUGUUUUUCAGACUUGCUGAACACCGAGCCAGCCAUUUUCAGGUGAUACAUUUAAUAGAUCAAAACCCAAUUUAAUGUCUCAGUGGUUAGAGGCAAGGUCCCUCCUGGACUCCCUGCUAGUCUUCUGAGCAGCAGCUUGAAGUGAUAAUGAGAUUGGCUGUCCUCUGAAGUGCUUAGAUCUGAAAAGCCAGCAAGACUCAUUAGUGAAGCAUUUUCUUUUCAUUUCAACCAUUUCAUUAUUUUUUUAACCAAAUUUAAGUUUAUGAAAUAUUGACAAACCUCCUGAUGUUUUCCAGUGUUGAUGAAAGAUGUAAGCUCUUUGUGCUUAAAGCAAAAGGCAUGCUUUUUUUUUUUUAACGUAAAUUUGACUUGUUUUGUUUCCACCCUUCCCUUGACUUUCAUUAUUAUGCAGAGGAAAGCACUUACUAGCUUCAGGCCCCUCUCUGGCCCUUGAGCAUUCCUGCAAGUAAGAGUUUGGUACUAGCAAGUAUUCAUGGAUGAGACAUCGGGCAAAGGGUCUAUAGCAAAUCAGAAAUUCAAAGUGCACGUUUUUUCAACAAAAAGAAAUGGCAAGAAUUAGGUCAGCGUGAGGCUCCGUGGCUUUCUUUUUGUAUUGACUUAGGAGUCAGCACACUGCUGCCCAUGUCUGGCCGACCACCUACCUUUUCACAGCACAGGAGGGAGAACGGUUUUUACCUUUGUAAAUGGGUGCGGGGAAAUGAAAGGAAAGUCCUGGGGUUUUUGUUCAUCAAUAAAGUUUUAUCGGAACGCUGCCAUACCCAAUCAUCUUCGUGUCAUCAGUGGCUGCUUUUGAGCUGCAAGAACAGAACUAAAUCAACAUAAGAACUGUCCAAACCUGUAAGAAUUUCUAAUGAGUUUAUUUGAGCCAAACUAAAGACAGUUGCCAGGAAGCAAAAUCUCUGAUUGAGAAAAUGCUCCAGGGAAUGGCAGUUAUCACUUUAUUUUAUACAUCAGAGUCGAAGAUGUGAAGGGAUUACAUGAAGUCUACUGGUGACAGAUUAGGAAGGCAGGAGAAAGCAAGUGGGGAAGUGGGGUGGGUAUCUCUGGAAUUGGAUAAAGAGCAAAAACAGACACUUCUAUUACAUAGGUGAAACAAUGACCAGGAUAACAGUGACAAUGAGGGCCUCUUGGGUGUCCUGCUCUGGUGGGAGAUUGUGCCUCAGGGGUCUGGUAAAAGGAAGUCACCCUGGCAGUCCAAAGGUCCGUUAUUGUAGAUGCAAAAAGACAAUAGACAGGCCUAGUUAAGGUAAAGAUUGACCUUUUGUCAAGAAAGAUACUGGCCUAGGACAUGACCAUCUUUCAAGACUCAAUUUUGGCUGGAACGUUUUAGUUUCAUAAUAUCUUGUAUGGUUGCUUUAGGUCUCUGAGUCUCUAAGGCCCCCCAUGCAGGCCUUCCCUGAGCUUGUCAGGCUAAAUAUGGGCUCCCAGAGUAUGGAGUCUAGACUAUAGACUAUGCUGGGGAAGUUGUAGAAGUUUUUUUUUAGGGGGAAUAAAGCUUCAUUGCAUCUAAUUAUAGUUUAGCGUGCAAAUUGAGGAAAAGUGGAAAUGAGGGUUGUGGCAAAAAGGAAGAUGGGGGUCUGGCCCAGACCUGGGCUCUGUUACAGUGCCUUGGCGGGGGGCAACACUGUGGCCUCUCUGCACCUCCACGUCCUCUUCUGUGGUAUGUGACGGUGAAGGAGAAAGCUUUGACAUGUGCCUCUAACCUGUCUGACACAGGGCAGGCCCUCAGUAAAUGGCGUUGUUUUCAUCAGUGUCAUUACUUUUAUUAAAAGACAUCCCUGACAGGGUUUUAUGAGGCUUAAAUGAGAUGGUGUCUUAGGCAGCUUGAACUGCCAUGAUGAAAUAUCACAGACUGGGUGGCUUAAACAGACAUUUAUUUUCUCAGCGAUUCUGGCUGAAAGUCCAAUGUCAAGGAGCUGGCAGGGUUAAGGUGAGGCCUCUCUCCUUGGCUUCUAGACGGCCACCUUCUGGCUGUGUCCUUAUGUGACCUUUUCUCUUUGUGCAUUCCUGGUAUUUCUCUUCUGGUAAUGGUGUCUAUGACAUUGGUUCAGAGGCCCACCCUUGUGACCUCAUUUAACCUUAGUUAUCUUUUUAAAGGCUCUGCCUUCAAAUAUAGUCACACCAGGGGUUAAAACUCCAACAUGAAUUAUGAGAGCACACAAUUCAGUCUACAUAUAACAGAUGGUCAAGGGUCUGACCUAUUCAGCAGCUGUUAGUUAUCUCCUUGGCUAAUAGUAUGCUUCGAGGCAUUACUUUUUUUUUUUUUUUUUUGAAGCUGACCCUGAGAACUGCUACAAAGGGAUUUGCCUCCUCAUGUUCCGUUGUAAAGUAUUUGUGUGGAAGUGGAUGGUGGCUUCUACCCUGGUGUCUCAGACUUUGGUGGCCCGUGAGUUCCCUGGGGGUCUCAAUGAAGUAUGGGUUGGAUUUAGCAGGUUACGACCCUGCACGUCUAACCAGCUCCCAGGGAUUGCUCAUGCUGUUGGUUCCCAGGCCACUGAGUAGCGACAGCCUAUGCUGUACGUUAAGUAUCCACUAAUCACAUGUGCGGUUUUUUUUGGGUUUUUUUUUUUCAGUUUCCAUCUGAAUUAACUAAACUAAAACCCCAACCCCUCAGUCACAAUAGCUACAUGUCAAGAUCAGUUCAUUGCAGAAAGCUCUAACUGGGCAGUGCUGCAUGUAAAGGAGAGGAUGUAAGCCUUUUUUAGUCAAGGGCCUGCCCAGUCUCACUAGGGCAGCUGUAACAAGUGGCCACCAACCGCAUGGCUUGAGACAGCGUGAACUUGUUCUCUUAAAGAUCUGGAGGCCAGAAAUGGAAAAUGGUUGUCACUAGGCUAUAGUCAAGGUGUUGGCGGAGCUGGUUGCUUCUGGAGGCUGUGGGGGAGGAUCCCUUUCCUUGCCUUUUCCGGCGUUUAGAGGCCACCCACCUCCUUAGUUUAUGGCCCCUUCCUUCCUGAUGUCCCCAGCACACAGGAGGUCCUCACUGCUGUGGUCUACCCCAAAGCCCAACACCAGAGCCAGUUCCAGAUUCAGAGCUCCCGGUUUUCAGCCACAUGUCCUAAAUGUGACAGGACACCCCAGGGCAUCUGGGCUAGUGCAUGCUCAUCAGAGUUAUAUUUCUGUUGCAAAACAUCCGAGGCACUCAAAGUUGAACAAGCAAAAAUUGUAAAUGGCUUAAGGCAAGCUUUGCCACCGAAUGGCUUUGUUGCAAACUUAAGGGAAGACGUAGCCUUCAGAGCUUUGAGAUUCUGGAAUGAAUGGUGGGGAGAGACCCUGGGCCCGUGCUUGUCCUGUCUUUCCAUGGGGAGUUGCACGCUGCCCCCCGCCCCUGGACAUCAGUUUCUCUGUGACAGGGAUGGCUUAGGCCCAGGUACUGCCUAGAAUUUGUGAAGCCUAUGUUGUGUUUGUAGGAAAUGCCUUGUGGAGCAUGUUCCCUCUCAUCAUCUUGCUUCCUGUGUUUUGGGGCUCAGUUUGGUCUCUGUGUUUCUGAGAAGUUCCAUUGGUCGGUUUGGUGUCUUUUAUCAUGGCUUCUGUCUGCUUCCGUCUUCCUGCCCUCUUUAUAGCCUCCCUGUUGAUUUUUUUUUUUUGGACAUCUGUCCCUUGACCUUUGUCUGCUCCUCAGGGAAAUGGCUUAUACCUGAUUUGGUUCAUGUGCUUCCCUGCAAAUCUGGGAACCCUGGGUUCUAGGCCAGAGUCUUCACGUGCCAAAAAUCCAGCCAUGUGAAUUUGGCGAGAUCACUCUUAGGAGGAAGAACCAGGUCACCUAGUGGGGUAGUUAGGUGACCAAUGUGAAAAGAGCAGAGAAAACUUACUUAGGGACAAUGAAAAAUAAGGCUGGCCAGGAACGUGGGCAGCACAGGAAAUGUGUGUCGUGGGUGGUAUGUGAGAAGAGGGCCUGGAAAGUCCAAGGGCUUAGGCGAGAUGAAGGGGGAGACCACUGAGUUUUUGGAGCAGGGUCCAGAUUCAGACCAUGUGCUGGAGAAGGCUGUCUGGAGCAGAAGAGGCCAGUCCUGGCGAAAGCCACAACAAAUUCAUGGUUUAUCCUGCAGUUUCUUUACUGAGAAAAAAGUGAUCUUAUUUUAUUUUGCUAGACACUUAAAAUGUCUAUCAAAAUCAUUCUCUAGAGAAUUAGAAGUUACUGAUUUUGUUUCUUUGCUUCAUGAGCGUAAUUGAGAGAAUAUAAAACUGCACUAAGCCAGAUAAAAGCCUCUAAUCUAACAAGCAGACUAUCACCGAGAAGUAAUCUAAUCACAGGAAUAAUCCAAUAAAGUGAUUGAUUUGAGCAAAUACAUUUUAUUAUAUUUUAGCAAGUUUUUUGAGGUCUUUAAGAAAAAGAAAAAGAAUAAUAAUUUUGUGACUACAGACCCAAACAGACAAAUCAGUUUUAUAAUUUCCAAAAUAUAUGUUACUUGGUUUGUUUUCUGAAGAAUGAAAUAUAAAUGAAAAGGGGAUGGUUACAAAUGCCCCUGUAGCUCCUAGAAAAAGCUAGGACAACAGUAGUAAAGUGGAGUCAGAAGAGGGAUUGACCUUUUAUCUCCUCUGUACGUGUGUAGCUGUGUGUGCUAUAUUGUUUUUAUACAUGGUUAUUCUUUAUCCUGUACUUAACUGAAAGAAGGUCACUAUAAUAGAGAAGAUAAUCAGAGUCAAAAAUAAAAAGAGCCCUGGCUGGUGUGGCUCAGUGGAUGGAGUCGGGUGCCAGCCUGGGAACGGAAAGGUCGCCAGUUCGAUUCCCAGUCAGGACACAUGCCUGGGUUGCAGACUAGGGCCCUACUUGGGGGCAUGUGAGAAGCAGCCAAUCAGUGUAUCUCCCCCACAUUGAUAUUUCUCUCUGUCUCUUUCUCCCUCCCUUCAAAUAUUUUUUAAAAAUAAAAUAAAACAUGAAAAAGAA